UUCGAAGAGCAUGCUCAAUGGACUCUAUGAGAAAAGCGUGGAAGUACCUCGAGGAGCAGUUUGACACAAACUUGAAUGAGUUACAGACCAGACUCCAAGAGCUUCAGAUCCGCGAGGAGGAAAUUAGUAACAAAGAAAAGCGAUUGGAAGAUAGAGAGUCCGAGUUGGAACGUCUUGAUAAGCUGAUUGAAUAUAAGGGAGAGGAAUAUGAUGCAAUGGAGGAGGCAAUAACAGAGAAGCAGUUACAGGUUGAACAAGUGAAAACCGAGUUGCAAUCCAUUAGUUUAUUGGUUGAAGAAAAAAGCCAAGAGCUUGAUAGUAAAGAGAAGCGGGUUUUGGAGGUUGAGGAGUUGCUUAGGAAAAAGGAUAAGGAGUGUGCUUUGAUGCAAAACCGUAUCGAAGAGGGAAGGAAUAAUUUGAUUAGGGUUGAGAAAAGUAUUAGGGAAAUGGAUAUCAAAGUGAAGACUUCUAUGGAGGAUUGGUCUGGUAAGGUUGAUUUAAAAGAGAGGCAAAUUGAAGGACUGCUCAAGCCAAAUGUGGAACAACUUCUUCUUGCUUAUAACAUGAUCAAAGAAUACUUCAAUGAAGUUGAAAGGAAAGAGAGGGGACUGAAACAACAGGCCAAAGACCUUGAAUCAAAAGAGAGAGAAGUUGCUUUGAAAGCUGAUGAACUUAAGCUGACUGAAACAAGGGUUAAAAAACGCCUCAAUAAGGUUCAGUUGAAAGAAAAGCAUUUUGAUUCACUGGAAAAGUCAUUAAAAGCAGACAAACAGCAUUUGGGUUCACUCCUAAAGUCCACAGAAGAGUGCAAAAAGGAUUUGGCUUCAAUAUCCCAUCAGCUUCAGAUGAAAGAAAGGGAGCUUGCACAGCAGGCCAAAGAGCUUGAAUUGAAGCAGAAACAAUUUUCUUCUCAAGCGAAAACUAAGCAUUUGGAACCUGCCCCUGCUGAUAAAAAUGCCACUGCUCCUUCAUCUACAAUUGAUCAUUCCUACAUCAAUAUAGAUGUCACGUCCAACAAAGAGGAACCAGAAUCUUCAUCAACUAGAAAUGCAGCAAAUCUUCAACCAAAUACCACCAGGGAUGACAGGAAUGUGCCAGAGUUGCUAAAUGAGAAUUUUAGUUGUAAUCAUUCAGUACAGAAUGACUUGGCUGCUUAUCUUCGGUCAGUACCAGACCCAGCUAAAGUUGUGUUGAACAGCAUGCGAAAUUCUAUUAGGCCAUACUUGAGGAAGGGAUAUUUUGAAGAAAGUGUAAUGUCACGAAACAUUUCCUUAUUGAAGGAGCUAAUGAUUGUUUCACCUCAUGUUGGAUCCCAUCUGAAAGUAGAUGCAAGAUAUCUAGCAACCCAGUGGAAAAUAAAGAUGCGAGCCAAUACUGAGAAUUCAGUGGAGAGUUUGGCAUAUUUUCUGUUUAUAACUAUGUAUGAGUUGGAUUUUAUGUUGAAUGGAGAUGAGAUUGUAAAGCUUCUUCUGGUGAUUUCUCAGACAAUUACGGGUCUAGAAUUAUGUCAGACACAUGGUUUUGCAGCUAAGAUGAUAGGUAUUUUUCGGAAUCUGAUAGAAAGGGAUCAACUGAUUGAGGCUGUUAGAUUUAUUUGCAGCUUCAAGUUAACUGAAAAGCUCCCCCCAGUACCACUCUUGAAAGAGUAUGUGGAAGAUGCAAAGAAGUUCUGUGAAAUAUUUUGUGAAAAAAAGAUAUCUCUUGAUUUAAAGGCUGAGUUUGUAGACAACAAAAUAGGUGGUCUAAAAGCUGUGCAGCAAUGCAUCAAAGAUUACAAUCUUGAGUGCGAAUACCCAGCUGCUGACAUUCAAAUGCAAACAAUGAUGGAAAGUAAGGUGUUUCUGGAAUUGGAAGGACUGGAGUUGCAGCAGAGUUAUCUCAGAAAAGCAUGCCAGAGCUUGCAUUCCCAGGCUUGUUCUCUCCUUCAGAGGAAGAAUCAUGAGGACCACUUCAGUUCGACCUGGAACUCGCUCCAGGACCUCAAGAAGUUAAUGAAACAGGAUUGGUAUUCACGCCACAAGUAUUUGGAGUCCCUAUCCCAUGAACUUCAAUGCAAAGAGAGGGAACUUGAAUUGAAACAACAGAAAAUCGAUUCUUAUGCCCGACAACUUGCGAUGAAAGCAAAGGGACUUGAAAAGCAAGCAAAAAGCUUGAACUCCAGCAGCAACAAGUCUUUACAAUCUCCCAGCUAG
Molecule: messenger RNA, 2192 nt
Organism: Rosa rugosa (rugosa rose)
Lineage: Eukaryota; Viridiplantae; Streptophyta; Magnoliopsida; Rosales; Rosaceae
Exons: 5
Coding region: 18-2192 (724 amino acids)
Source: RefSeq, a predicted model, not a curated record